AUGGUCGUCCAUGCUCAUAAAAUCAUGAUAGCACGCGCCCCGUCGCAAGGCAGCGCGGUCUCGCAGACAACACAACACAUGGGCCCUCAUAGCCGACCAGGGACUGCCGACCCCCUACGAUCACGCUCCGAGACCCUUUCACGAGGUGGCCGCCGUGCUCGAUCUCGAGGCUCAACUGCUAGCAUCCAUUCAAGCACGACACAGCAAACUCAAGAUCAACAUAUCGAUGCAUUCCCUCAGCAAUUCAUGCCGCCCCAAGUCGCCAAUGCCCAGAGCAUGUUCGCCAACAACCCGGAAGAUAUGAUUAUGCGUUUUGGCCAUCAGUUCGGUCAUCCAGCCCAUGCUGCAUCGCUGGGCCAGGAUAUGCGGGAGGCUCACGCUGUUCUAUCUCGAUCCGAGGACUUUCCCACUCAUGCUAUGCAUGGUCUCCCUCUCGCCCACCAUUCGAUACCCCCAGACAUGGCUCACAAUGGUAUGCCUGGUGCCCAGGUGCCUCAAUACCAGGCCAUCUAUGAUAGUGGAAUUGAAAACCACCUUCCAGAGCAAGCCUUGGAGGAUCCAGAUAUUUCGGAACAAGGGGGGAAAAAGAAAAGGGGAUCUAGUUCCACGUUGGCAAACGACAAUGAGCUUCGUAAACUGCUUCGUCAGUAUGAAUCGUGGUCAUUAAAACAAAUGGCUGCCGAGGUCAUGAAGCACGAAGGAGCUGGCGGUAAAGCAGAGAAGGUGAAGCAGGUCUUCGCCAUGAUCUGGUUGCGAGAAAACUGCCGAAAGAGCACCGGUUCCGUGAGACGAGACCGUGUCUAUUGUUGUUAUGCAGAGAAUUGUGGGACAGAGCGUGUGUCAGUGUUGAAUCCAGCAUCGUUUGGAAAAUUAGUGCGCAUCAUCUUCCCGAACGUUCAGACUCGACGACUUGGAGUUCGAGGCGAGUCAAAGUAUCAUUACGUCGAUUUGUCGGUCAUUGAGGAGAAGCAGCAAAAGCCUGCACCAUCGGGUGCGUACGUUGCGCCGAGUCAACGAGGAUCCGUAGCCCCAGAGAGGCCAGAAAGCGCGAUGCGUUCGCGAAGUAUCAGCAUCUCCCAACCCACCGCCGAUACCGCCGUCUUCCCAUCCCCAACUGCUUCUUUUGCUCCCCGAUUCCCUGUCAACGCUCCCCUUGCAAGCUGUGGCUGCCCGUCUAAUACCCGACCCACUAAUACUGGCUCCGAUGCUACUGUUACUCAUGAAAAUGUUGCCCAACAUGCUGGCCGGAUGAUUCAUCAGAUGCUGCAGUUCCCAACUGAUGAAGCCCCAGUCGACAAUGAUACCCUGGUCCUCCCCGACAUCCGAGGUCAUUUGCCUCCCAACACCGAUCUUAAGGUGGCAGAUGCCCUUGCGGCUCUUUACCGAACCCACUGCAUCUCAGUCAUCGACAGCUUCCGAUUUUGUAAAGAACGUAACCUUCUGAAAUACUUCUCUGCUUUUCACGGAACCUUGACCGUUCCUGUUCAAAAGCUUUUAACCCACCCCAACCUUGCGCCAUGGAUCAAGGAAUGCGAUUGGUUAAUGUACCAGAAGAUGAUUCCAUUUGUCGCACCCCUCACUACACAAGUUGUGCCCAAACCUGUUCUGGAUGCAUUCCGUUCUAUCUCGCAGCGCCUUUGUGGCCACAUCGCAGAGACCUUUAAAUCGCAACCAACUCACGUUUCCAUCGCCCGUCUCAUCCCUGCUCAUAUUUUCUGCAAUCUCCUCAAGCACAUGCUUGACGUUAACCAGGCUGCGAACGCUGCUGCCGCCUGGCUCUGUCACCCUGAAAACCGCAACCAAAUGUGGGCUGAUUUCCAAUGCCUGGUGGACCCACAGGAAAUGAUUACCAAGGCGAACAUUCCUCCCUGCGCUGCACGUGCCACUGAACAAAUCCUUAAGCAUGACGUUCGAGCUCUUCUUACCCCUCUGUCGGAUGUUGAACCUGCGGAUCAAUUGCCUUUCUACCGCAAACCAGAUUCCGCUGAAGAUAUCGCAGCUCACCCAUUACCCGCAGAUAGUGCACCUGGCGAUGAAUACAACUUCCCUGAUAAGUGGAUCCAGUUCAUCCUGAACGUACCGGCUGUGUUUGCGAACCACCGCUCCCAGUGUGUCAUUGAAAAGGUGGACGCUAUGUGGGAAAACAUUUUGCACCGUUUGACUCUGGGUGGUGCAGCCAGUUUCAGUGCGUGGUGGAUGACAAAAGUCUUCUUCCACGAGAUGAUGCUCUGGCAAGCCGAGAAAGGAGGAUUUAUGCAGAGCAAUCCAGCUUCAUUGCAAAGCGUUACUGUUGCUCCCGAGCCGAUUGGGAUGGGAAAUUUUCAAUUAAAGCACGGCCUUGGAUCUAAUCGCAACUCUUUUGAUGGAACUCACUCACGUGGUUCCCACUCGGGAACCCCCGUGGGCGUGCAGGGUCGACCCCGUGAUGCUCAUGUUGACAACAAGCAAGUUGCGAGUGAAAAAGAGCUAGCACAAGCAGAGUCGGGCUUCCAAGCUCCGAACAAUGACGACAGCGCGAUUGAUCUAGAGGACGAUCCUCUAUUGAUUGCUGUGGGCAAAUAUGGUGACAUGAUGGCCUCCGACCCAGCGGAUGCCGAGGGUGAUGUGGUUGUCAUCUAA
Messenger RNA from Penicillium verhagenii, 2619 nucleotides. Its product is annotated as RFX family transcription factor. Lineage: Eukaryota; Fungi; Ascomycota; Eurotiomycetes; Eurotiales; Aspergillaceae. Gene Ontology annotation, biological process: regulation of transcription by RNA polymerase II. The coding region runs from base 1 to 2619 and encodes 872 amino acids. The transcript is spliced from 3 exons. The record is from RefSeq and is a predicted model, not a curated record. Gene Ontology annotation, molecular function: DNA-binding transcription factor activity, RNA polymerase II-specific; RNA polymerase II cis-regulatory region sequence-specific DNA binding.